Aspergillus caelatus is the source of this 3243-nucleotide messenger RNA. RefSeq lists its product as uncharacterized. The record is from RefSeq and is a predicted model, not a curated record. Bases 187 to 2670 code for a protein of 827 amino acids. Lineage: Eukaryota; Fungi; Ascomycota; Eurotiomycetes; Eurotiales; Aspergillaceae. The transcript has a single exon.
GUUCCUUUCCCCAACUAUUCCGACUUGUGAUCACGCCCAGGCCGUCUGACUUGUCAGACGCUGAUUCGAGACUGGGGAGUUUACAGCCUGGGAAAGGUGUGAAGAGCCAUUAUUAUUAGAAGUGUCACGAGUUUAAGAAGACCUUCAGUUAGCAAGGAUAAUUUUCUCGUGAAAGCUCCCAAAAUCAUGGCAGCAGCUCAACUUCCCACGGGUAGUAUACCUACAGGGCUACCAACAAAUGAGGAAGUCCAGGAAUAUGAGAAAAUCCUGAAAAUAAGUGACGAAAUAUUUACUGGAACUCACCCUAGAUUGAAAGUUCCCCAGCAGUUUGUGCGCAAACCCGCGUCGCGCAAUCCCCCUACCUCCACCCAAGCCCAGGUAAAAACGAGUGAACGGCCUGGGUCUUCCACAUGGAAUGCACCUCAGCCGUUUCCAACACCUUCAAAACCUACAGGCGCACUAAGUACAAAUGCCAGUGACGGUCUGUCUAGCGCGACCGCUCCCUCGCGUAUUGUACCGAGACCUAUUUCUGAAAUUGAUCCUAUCUUCCUGACCAAGUCGGAUGAUCUAGUCAGAGCAGAACUACAAUUACAGCGUCAAAGGGUGGAAAGGGCUUUGCGGGAACAACUUGAGCAGAAGAGACAAGAGUCAAGGCAAAAAGCCUCUAUACAGGACGCAAAGCCUGACUUCGAUGUUUCUGAUGUUUUAAAUAAGGCCUUUGAGAUAGUCAAGCCGUCCCCCUCAGUUGAUGGCCGUGGUGCUGGAGAGCCUAGUGACUCCGAGAAUUCGUUCUACUCUAGUAGAGCCCCUGACUCUCCGCAGCAGGGCGAUCAACAGAAACCGUCACCUGCACCUCCCUCUAAUUCCGAUGAGCCUGCUACUGAGGCUCCAGCAGAGAAUUAUUCAGAUGAGUUGCAACGGCUUGAAGCCCUCAACCGCACUGAAUCGGAUCAGGAUAUGCAAGAUACUUACCCGGUUGCAGACCACGGAAUACCCUACCAGAAACAGCCGCGCCCUGCUGCGGCAGACUCCGCCGCUCACAAAUACCAAGAAGUUCAGCCAACAGACUCGUUCGAAGAGCCGGAGUAUUCGCCGCCAGCCCCAGGUGUGGCCCCGAUGGAGAGAGGGGAGAAUCAUGAUCAUCAGCGAGGUUACUACCCCAACGGGCCGAGGAGGCGAGGUCCAGACGCUCGUCAGCCCGACCGCCCCCGUUAUACCCCCGGGUCGAACUCGCCUAGAGACGAUGUAAGGGUUGUGCGUAACCAUAUAACGUCCCCAGCAGCUCCACGGCCUUCCAGGGUUUCUCCCUUGGCCAAUGCCAAAGUUCCCUCCGUUUAUCAGCACAAAGAGCCACGUCCAGUGUACGGUGCGGAACAUCAGGCAAGUCCCGAUGCUCCACCCCAACAAUUGAUGCCUAGAAAGCGCAGAAGGUUGCAUGAGGAAAGAGACCGGUCUCGCGCGGUCGCAUAUAGAAUGCAAACUGGAGUUCCUGAUGGCACUUACAUCAAAGAGGAGCCAGUUUCGCCGCCACCGUUCACAGACACUUCCCCAGCAUACCGUAGUCGUCCGGCUCAAGAAAGACCAAUCUACAUUGAUAUCGCAUCUCCCCGCUACACGCCGGUAAUUGAAAGGAGAGAGCCCCCAAUGAGAGACCCUGCAUAUGAUGUAGAUGCUUAUGAUAUCCGUGGCGAUUCCGGGAUGCCGCGAACCGUUUCGCGGCUGAGUACCAGAAGGCCAAUUCGUGAUGACCAAGAUCUGCGGAGAGUUGCGAGUCUCCAUCAAGCUCGGCAACCUGAAUAUUCUCGUGAAUAUGUUGACCAAGCUAGUCCCCAUACUAUGCGAGCUUCGUCCUACGCUGUUGUUGAGCGGCCCCCACCCAGGUAUUAUGACGAGAUCACGACCCCUCCCGCGCGACGCUAUAUCCCAGUGGGAGAUUCCCCGACCUCGCCACGAUAUCAAGAGACAUACUAUGAUGAGGAACCUCCAAACCGUAUUAUGGCGCCUCCAACACGGAGAAUCGUGGUUGAUGAGCAGGGAAAUCAGUACUACGAAACUGUGCCUGCGCCGAGGAUGCAAGCAAUGCCUCCCCCAACCAGUCGAAUGCCGGUACAAAGAAAUGAGGUCUACGACGACCAUCCGCCAGUACGCUAUACGAGUGUUCGGGCCCCAUCUGUCGUUGAAGAUCCGUACGGUGGCCGGAGGUACGUGCAGGAUAUGCCACCUCCGCAAAGUACUUAUCGACGGGUCACCGACUACGCUCGCCCAGCCCCGAGUGAGCGUCGGCCUUAUGUAGCACCAUUUGAUGAGCGAGAACCACUGCCACGCAGCGCCAGUGUCCAGGUGACUGACUACUCUAUGCGACGCCCGCAUUAUAUUGAAGAGGCCGAAGUUCCACGCGAGAGGAUCAUCCGAGUGCCAAGCGUACGACCACCAACCGCUCGGUACGACGAACCGCGGGAGGUCAUUCAGCGAGUAGAGAGUGUCCGGCCAGCUGGCAGGGAUGUGAGCAUAUAUAUGGACGAUGAUCCCCGACGGCCCAGAGAAUAUAUUGAGCGGCCCGUCUAUCUUUCUACGCGACCUGUGGCUAGAGAAGAACAUUACUACGACAACGGCGAACCCGAGAGGGUGGUGCUUGAUGGCGGAGUCCAUCGAGUUCCUCAGCGCUAUUAAAGGUGAAGCCUUCUCCAGUAUGAACGCAUGAUUAUUUAAAAGCUUUUCUUUUCGCGACAUAUGUUUGCAGUAAUUAUCCAUGUACAGAGUACGGUCUUUCUAAUAUUCAAGCGGAGCAUUGACGCUUCUUUUUCUUGUACAUUCGAUUCGUCUUAGAGUGACAGGGCUGACAGCGAAGACAACCUGAACUCGCAUUGAAAACACCACCACAUAGAAAACAGCUUAAUAAUGUGAAGUAUUCAGACGUGGAUAUUCAUCUUUCUGUAAAAAUUUGGAUAGCCUGAUAUCUACAGUUACCUGCCUAAGUGCUGUGUAACACGGGGGUUACGCUAGUCAUUAUAUACUGCUAAUUGUAUCAACGAAUUAAAUCAAAGCCCAAUAAUAGUCAUCAUCGCACACUGCACAUUCAGUCCAUGUCUACUAGUAGUACGACAGGGUAAAAAAGACAACCAAAUCUCCAGCUAAUAAGCAGGCAUAAAAGCGGUGGGGACGGCGGUCAGCAGCACAUAGAAAGCGACGACAAGGCAGAGUAGUGGUCAGACAGUUCUUCACCUUCGGUGGAGAAUCAAAGUU